This is a messenger RNA of Ectocarpus siliculosus, 3614 nucleotides long. Lineage: Eukaryota; Phaeophyceae; Ectocarpales; Ectocarpaceae. The record is from the annotation of a GenBank genome assembly.
AUGAGCAGCCUCGACUACAAGGAGGACGCCAGAGACCUCCACGCGUUCAAAGAGCUUCGCUUCUUUCUGAGCCACUCGGUCCCACUCGAGAUACGCUGCGGCGUCGCUCGCCUGGAGCUCCCGCUUGUUGCCGACUACCUGCUAGGAGGAGGAGGCGACGGCGGCAUCGCGGGAGGCGAUGCUGACUACAACCAACAGCCGCGGCAGCAGCAACAGAAGAAGAGGGGCCAGCAGAAGCAGCACGGCUUGGCGCCCGAGGUGACGGCGGGCACCGCUGAUGACGGUGAGGAGAUUGCGCGGAUUGUCAGGCGCAUCGUCGCCGAGCCGGAGCUGGUUGCCACCUGCCAGCUCUUCUCCGACGGACAGCCCAUGCACAAGGUCGCCAUGAGCUCGCACACCCCGUCGAGAUACGACCCGAGGCAGCAUGCCAUCGUUUGGGACGACAGCAUGUGUUUUCCCGUGAGGUACAGAGAUCUCGACCGGAACUCCCAGCUGGUGGUGGUCUUGCGGGGGGCGAAGGACCGUCUCGUGGGCGUAGCGAGCAUGCGCUUCUUCGACGCGAACGGCUCCCUCAACAUGGGCCUCCAGAAGCGGCCGUUUCUCUUCACCGACAGGGCCCCCUUCUCGUGGGACCCGGCCGCCCCGCCGUCCGGCAGAGAGCCGGGGCAGGACGGGGUAUGGUGCGGUAGCGGCGGCGGCGAUGAUGGCGGAGACGGUGGCCGCGACGGGAUUCUCUCCAAGGAUGACUGGGGGUUUGCAUUAGAGCGGAUGCGAGAGAAGUACCGCCUGCGGGCGAUGGACAGAGCGGACUGGCUUGACCCGGUGUCCCUCUCGAGGGUCGACCGCCUGGUGGCGGCCCUGGCCGACCCGGACGAGCUCCGCAAGCACCGCGCCUACCAGACCGACGCGGAAGGCGGGCGGGCGUGGGGGGCGUCCGAUCUUCUCGCCGGCGGGGGCUCGGACGCGUUCCUGCUGGUGUCGGACUACGAGAUGGAGGAGGACAACCCGGUGGAGCACAAGUACAGGAAGCUGGCGCACGACCAGCUCAGGGGCCUGGUGGACCCCGAGCUCAAGCCCAACCGCGACGAGAGGCACAGGAUCGACGACCUCGUCGCCGGGCGUCAGGACCACCUGAGCAUGGAGGACAAGGACCUGCUCUGGAAGUUCCGGUACUGCCUCACGGACAACAAGAGGGCGUUGACCAAGCUGCUUCUCUCGGUGGACUGGGGGGUAGACUCCGAGGUGGCUCAGGUCGAGAACCUCUUGGCAGAGUGGGCCCGGCGAGCUCCCAUCGACGCCCCCGACGCGCUCAAGCUCCUCGGCCGCGAGCGAACGUUCCAGGCCGAGGUAGUGCGUCGCUUCGCCGUGGAUGCGCUCCGGAGGGCCUCAGACGACGAGCUCCUCGCCUUCCUGCUGCAGCUGGUGCAGUUCUUAAUCGAGCGCGCCUGCAAGAGCCUGAAGCUGGCGAACUUCUUUUUCUGGUACCUCCGAGUGGAGCUCGAGGACGCGACCCACGGGCACAUCUUCCGGUCGGUGCAGGCGGCGUUCCAGAGGAGCAUGGGCCGGACCCCGGAGUCCGCGCGAGUGCUGGACAUGCUGCUCGCCCAAGACCAGUACGUGCAAGCGGUGGCCCGCGCCCACCAGGAAGCGUGCGACCUGAACGCCCGCUGGUGGGCCAAGGUGUGGGCCAAGGACGAGAGGCUGCGGGAGCUGCUCAAGGCGCCGAACCUCCGCCGUGUGCCGAGGCGCCCCAAGGUCGGCGGCGGUGGCGGCGGCGGCGGCGGGGCGGGAGUGGCAGGAGGAGUAGCGGAGGCGCUGAUGGCGGAGUUCGGCGCCGCCAGCGGCGGUGGAGGGGGGAGCGUGCCGAUGCCCCUAGACCCGACGGUGCAGAUCACGGGCCUCGAGCCCAGCACGGCCUUCCUCUUCAAGAGCGCCCUCUACCCUUGCGUCAUCGAGUUCACGGUAAAAAGAGACGCAACAAGCAGCGACAGCAACACUAUCUCUGCCGCCGCCGCCGCCGCCGGUGAUAUGGCCGCUCACACACCCGCCGCGACCGACGGCAAUACCACAGCCGUUCCUAACACGGGGACGACAGGAAGCACGGCCGCAGUAACUGGGGCGGCAGUCAACCGGCACGAUAAGGGUAAGGACGGUGACACGGCUGCGGCGGCUGCUGCGGCGGUGGCGGCGGCGGCGUCUAGCGGAGAGGUUCAGGGCGCCGGCGGCGCCGGCCGUGGUGCUGACCCGGGUGGAGCUCGGGACGGAGGGCCGCCCCCGCCGCCGCCGCGGCCGUCGCCCUCCGCUUCCUCGUGGCUGGGCCAGGCCAAGCCCAAGGAGACUUCGUACAAGGUGAUCUUCAAGAGCGGCGACGACCUUCGACAGGACCAGCUGGUCAUGCAGAUGAUCUCGCUCAUGGACUCCCUCCUCAAGCGGGUCAACCUCGAUCUCAAGCUAAAGCCCUACGGCAUCCUAGCCACGGGGCCCCGGCACGGCUUGGUGGAGUUCGUGUCCGGGUCUCAGCCAGUAUCGGCGGUGCUCUCGGCGCACAACGGGAGCAUCUUAGAGUACCUUCGACACCACAACCCGGACCCCUCCGCACCUAAAGGGGUCAGGGCUGCGGGGGUCCAAAACUUCGUCAAGAACACCGCAGGGUACUGCGUCAUCACCUACCUGCUUGGAAUCGGAGACCGUCACCUGGACAACAUCAUGAUGCUCCCGACAGGCAACCUGUUCCACAUCGACUUUGGGUACAUCUUCGGGAGGGACGCCAAGCCCGGCGCCACCCCUAUCCGGUUCACGCAACAGAUGGCUGAUGCCAUGGGCGGGGUGAACUCCGAGGACUACAGGAUGUUCAAGACCUACUGCUGCCAGGCGUACAACUGGCUUCGCAAGAGCGCGAACCUGAUCCUGAACCUCCUCUCCCUCAUGUCCGACGCCGGCAUCUCCGACCUGUCAGACGACCCUGUGGCCGCCCUCGCCAAGGUGGAGGACAACUUCCGCCUCGACCUCACGGACGAAAUGGCGGAAAACCUGUUCCUCAGGCUGAUCGACACGAGCCUCCAGGCUCUGGCGCCGAGGGUGAUCGAGUUGUUACACCAGAUUCGCGUCGCCGGACGAUAGAGCGUUCUGUCUGUCCAUCUUCUCGCCGAAGAUGCCCCGGCCGGUCAACACGUGUUCGUAUGCCGAUCACUACCGCUUCUGGCACUGCUAGCGCUGUUACCUCUGCCAUCACUGCUAACGCUGGUGCUGAGUAGGCGGGGUGUUUUCUCGCAGAGGCGAUCGGCAGCCGGGUAGCCUGGGCGGCCCCGAUCGAGGGGCAUGUACGGGGGGGGGCGGCCAUGUGGAUGACGCGGCGGCGACAUGGUAGAAGAGACAAGGAGAGACGAUUGUCGACGGCGAUAUGAGACCAAACAGGGGCGAGAAAAUAAUCAAACCGGGUCCACCUUCCAACGGCCGCGUGGAUGACAUACAUGUCGAGCCAAUCAUCGCCCCCCCCCCCCCCCCCGCCCCCCCGGGAUAAGUUGCCUUCUCUUGUCAUUUGUGUUGAUUGUGUGGGUGGUCGUACGGCUGUUGCUGUGUGCGAUCAGCUCUUUCAGACUCCGCUAAAGCCCUCU